Panicum virgatum (switchgrass) is the source of this 1256-nucleotide messenger RNA. RefSeq lists its product as uncharacterized. The transcript has 3 exons. Bases 464 to 1030 code for a protein of 188 amino acids. NCBI's taxonomy places the organism in Eukaryota, Viridiplantae, Streptophyta, Magnoliopsida, Poales, Poaceae. The record is from RefSeq and is a predicted model, not a curated record.
CUAAUUUUGAACGCUUGUUUGUCUGCCAUUGUUGACGUCAACUGGGUGUUCAGUGUAAGACGACGCCCUUGAUCAACUGAAUUAAUUAGGCGCCAGCACAUUUGGGCAGAGAGGAAAAGGUACUCUAAACGAAUCGAACGCUUUCAGCAGGUAGUAAUAUCAUUACAACGAUGACAUUUGUACAUCUAAAAAGCAAAACCAAGAACAGAGCAAGUAAACGACAGACGACAACCAGUUUGACUGACGCCGCGUCGCCGCGUCGGUGGUCUCAACUCGGAAGAAGAAUAGUUCGGUAAAUUGUUAGGCAAUUUUGAACAGGGCCACUCUCCCCCGUUUCUAUAGUAGUUUAUAAUAAUGCUACUUCUCGAAGACGAAGCUUUAACUCCUUAACCCAAGAACACGUAAGAGACCUUAAGCUUAUUAAGCCUAGCUCCAAGGACAGCAUCAGCAGCAUACAGCAUCCAUGGCUUCCGUCGUCCUCCUCCACGCAAAGCUUGCAGCUUUCGUCUUCUCCCUGACCCUCCUCCUCUCCUCCGCGCUCGGGGCGAGGGCGGCCGUGGUGUGCGAGCAGCUGACGGCGGAGCUGUGCGCGUUCGCCGUGUCGUCGGCGUCGCGGCGGUGCGUGCUGGAGAACACGCACCGCGCGGGGCGGCCGACGGUGUACCAGUGCCGGACGUCGGAGGUGGUGGUCGAGGACGCGCGGCUGGCGGGCCUGGUGGAGACGGACCGCUGCGUGCGCGCGUGCGGCGUCGACCGCGCCACCGUCGGCAUCUCCUCCGACUCCCUCCUCGACCCGCGCGUCGCCAGCGCCAUCUGCUCGCCGGCGUGCCUCCAGGGGUGCCCCAACAUCGUCGACCUCUACUCCAACCUCGCCGCCGGAGAGGGUGUAGCUUUCUCAGAAUUGUGUGAGGUACACCGUGCGAACCCGCGCCGUGCCAUGGCACAGCUCCAGAGCUCCGGUGAUGCACAUGGCGUGCGGUUGGAUGCUGCUGCUCCUCCACCAGCUGCGCCUCCUUCAGAGUCAGCUUAAUCUCUAGAUACAUGCAUGAUAUUAAUUCAUAGAUAAAUUUAUUACACCAUAGCUCUCGCUGUUUGGAGACCUGAUGUAUCAUUUUUACGUGAACAUGUAUAAUUGUAAUAGCUUAAAGACUACUUUCUCGCCUCUCAGAUCUUGCUGCUUCCGCUUGCUUAUUGAUUUUGUUGACGUGUUGGCUGGUUGAAAAGCAAUUGAUUUUGUAUGAGGCCUUUGGAUAGCC